Molecule: messenger RNA, 850 nt
Organism: Ziziphus jujuba (common jujube)
Lineage: Eukaryota; Viridiplantae; Streptophyta; Magnoliopsida; Rosales; Rhamnaceae
Exons: 5
Coding region: 155-559 (134 amino acids)
Cellular component (GO): cytoplasm; nucleus
Source: RefSeq, a predicted model, not a curated record
UCCCACACAAUUACUAUUCUGUGAGAAAAAAAAGAAAAAAAAGAAAAAAAAAACCAAUUCUCUCCCUCUCUCUCUCUCUCUAAUCUAUUCGACGACCUGCAAUCAACGAAUCUUCAGGCGUAGAAAAAUCUUUAAAAAAAGAAAAAAAAGGGAGAUGAUGUGGGACGAAUGGGAAGACGAUAAUGUCUCCGACUCCGAACAACCCGACCAAGAAUCCCACCUCAAUUUCGAUUUUUUUCCUCCACUUUCUAAGCCCAAGGAUUAUUAUAAGAUAUUAGAGGUGGAUUAUGAUGCUACGGACGACGCAAUCCGCUCGAAUUAUAUACGCUUAGCCCUGAAAUGGCACCCAGAUAAGCAAAAAGACGAGGACAGCGCUACUUCCAGGUUUCAAGAAAUAAACGAGGCAUAUCAAGUUUUGAGCGAUCCGGCAAAGAGAAUAGAAUAUGACAAGAAAGGGAUGCUUUAUGUCUAUGACUAUAAUUUAAUUGAGUAUCUUAACCGUUACAAAGGUCUAAUAUUGACAUGCAAUGGUCUUGGGAUGAGGCAUUCAAUAUGGUAAGCCAAAACAUGCACAAAGUUCGUAUAUUUAGGAUAACUUGCAUGCUGUGUAGUGUAUAAAUUUGUUGACACUGCAAGUAGCGGAGUCGAGGAAGAGGAUGAAGUUGUUUGGAUGUAUUGGGUCAAUACUGUUUGGCUUUAUGCUAAUGUAUAAAUAUAAAACAAGGAUGUUACCAUCAUCAUCUUUUGAAAUCUUAUGCCUACACAUAUAAUAACCUCUUGUUCGAGGGUUGUAAUCAUAUACGGUCAGCCUUCCUCUUUGCUUAUGAAUUUAGUUGUGGGUUAAUGAUUA